ACCUUGCUGGAAUAUGCAGAGAAAUGGAAAACAUCAGAAGACCCCCUGCCCCUGCUAGAGGUGUAUACAGUGGCUAUCCGAAGUUACGUUAAAGCGCGCCCGCAUCUUACCUCCGAGUGUGAGAACGUAGCCUUCGUGCUUGAACGUUUAGCACUAAGCUGUAUUGAACUUCUACUGUGUCUGCCUCUUGAUUUACCUGAAAAUAAAUGGGAAGAAUUUCAGGCUUUUGUGCAGGUGGCUCACAAAAACUUGAUGGAAAAUGGCAGCUGUGAACUGCAUGUUUUAACUACACUUACCCAAGAGAAGGGAGUGUGGAAGAACCCAGUGCUCUGCAGUAUUCUUUCCCAGGAACAGUUAGAUCCAGAAAAAGUGAAUGAAUUUUUAGUGUUUGAAGGCCCUGUCCUGCUGGAUAUGCGUAUUAAGCACCUCAUGAAAACAAAGCAAUUAUCGCAAGCUACUGCCCUGGCAAAGCUGUGCUCUGAUCAUCCAGAAAUCAGUGCAAAAGGCAAUUUCAAGCAAACCUACCUGGUCUGUCUUUGCUCAGGAUCACCAAAUGAAAAGCUAAUGGAAGAAAUAGCAGAAGUAGAUUGCAAAGAUGCUCUGGAAAUGAUCUGUAACCUGGAAUCUGACGGAGAUGAAAAAACUGCUCUCAUUUUAUGCGCAGCGUUUUUAUCUCGCCAGCUGCAGCAAGGAGAGAUGUACUGUGCCUGGGAACUGACUCUUUUCUGGAGUAAACUGCAGCAAAGGGUAGAGCCUUCUAUCCAAGUGUAUCUAGAGAGAUGUCGGCAACUUUCUGUGCUAACUAAGACUGUUUAUCACAUUUUCUUCCUGAUCAAAGUAAUUAAUUCAGAGAUUGAUGGUGCUGGACUUGCAACCUGCAUUGAACUGUGUGUGAAAGCGUUGCGCUUGGAAUCCGGUGAAAAUACGGACGUCAAGAUAUCGAUUUGCAAGACUAUUUCCUGCUUACUUCCCGAUGAUUUGGAGGUUAAACGUGCUUGUCAGCUGAGUGAAUUUCUUCUCGAACCCACUGUGGAUGCAUAUUAUGCUGUUGAAAUGCUGUAUAAUCAGCCUGACCAGAAGUACGAUGAAGAGAAUCUUCCAAUACCAAAUUCUUUGCGCUGUGAACUCUUACUUGUACUGAAAACUCAGUGGCCUUUUGAUCCAGAAUUCUGGGACUGGAAAACUCUCAAGCGUCAGUGUCUGGCACUUAUGGGAGAGGAGGCAUCCAUUGUGUCGUCCAUAGACGAACUGAACGAUAGCGAAGUGUACGAGAAGGUUGAUGAUUGCGAAGAUGAGACUAAAGAAACUUCUAUGAAUGGGCUUGCUGGCACUUUUGAUGAGGCUACAAGCCUUCUUAGGGGUAUCAAUGAUGAAAAACAGAAAAAGAGGGAAAUUAAAAAGCUCAGAGAGAGGGGGUUCAUAUCAGCUAGGUUUAGGAACUGGCAAGCUUAUAUGCAGUAUUGCGUGUUAUGCGACAAAGAAUUCUUAGGUCAUAGAAUAGUCAGGCAUGCCCAAAAACAUUACAAAGAUGGAAUUUACAGUUGCCCUAUUUGUGCCCAGAAUUUUAAUUCUAAAGAAAGCUUUGUUCCCCAUGUGACUUUGCAUGUUAAAAAAUCCAGCAAAGAGAGAUUGGCUGCUAUGAAACCACUGAGAAGAUUGGGAAGACCUCCCAAAAUAGUAACUGCCAACGAGAGUCAGAGAACUGAUUCCGUAUCCAAACUGGAGCAGCGGCCCAUUAAGAAGAACAGUCUCUAUUCAACAGACUUCAUUGUGUUCAACGAUAACGAUGGCUCGGACGACGAAAACGAUGACAAAGACAAACCUUACAUACCAGAGAUCGUGCCAGUCCAAAAGCCACUCCCUAUCAAUGAAUUCACCUGCCCUGUAACGUUUUGUAAAAAAGGCUUUAAGUAUUUUAAGAAUCUAAUAGCACAUGCAAAGGGGCAUAAAGACAAUGAAGAGGCUAAACGCUUUCUUGAAAUGCAGAGCAAAAAAGUGAUAUGCCAGUACUGUAGACGACAUUUUGUAAGUGUUACUCACCUGAAUGAUCAUUUACAAAUGCACUGUGGCAGCAAGCCUUACAUCUGCAUACAGAUGAAGUGUAAGGCUGGGUUUAACAGUUACGCUGAGCUGCUGACGCAUCGGAAAGAGCAUCAGGUCUUCAGAGCGAAGUGUAUGUUCCCUAAAUGUGGCAGAGUGUUUUCUGAAGCCUAUUUGCUCUAUGAUCACGAAGCACAACACUAUAAUACCUAUACCUGCAAAGUCACGGGCUGUGGAAAGGUGUACCGGUCUCAGAAUGAACUGGAAAAGCACAUCGAGGACCACAACAAGCAGCCCGAAGAAGUACAGCAGCCUGAGAGCCAGCCUGAUCAGCCUGAUCUUAGUCAACCUUCUGAAGAUGCUGAAAAUGCUGAUGGAGUUGCUGUUAAAGAGGAAUUGACAUCUCCUCUGGCUGAUGACCAAAGCAGUUUUACUGAAGGAGAAAAUAUUGUCUGGAAUGAAAUCAAAGCAGAGCCAGUAGGGAAUGAAAGUGUAAACGCAUCAGUGAGUAUACUGGAGCAAAGCGAUUCCUUGCCCAGUGCUGGUUCGGAGCAGUCUCCUUCAGAUUCAGUGAAGACAGAAGUGGCAAUUCCAGCAAGCAGCAUUAAGGUGACUGCAGUUAACCAGAAGAUCCUAGAUAACAUUGCAAAAAGAGGUAAACUGGCUGCUGCUGACAUGCAGGUAGAUACUACUAAACCUGGAGCCCAACUGUUGUGCUCAUCGGUUGACUCUUGUUUUCCAGUUUUCCAAGAGAGGAGGGAAGACGACCAUCUCAGUCAGAAUGUUCAGAACGUUUCUGUGACCUCAGACACACUAAAACCAGAAGCCCUUGAAUCAAAAAGCUUAGAAAGACAAGCCAGCGUCGUGAAUCCAUUCAACCUGCAGAAUCAGGCAGGGUAUCGAAACAGCGUGCCCCUGUCCAAACUUGAAAUUGAAGACAGUAUUAAGGCUGCAGCUAAUCUAUAUAACCUGCCUUUAAAAACAUUAGAAAGUAUUACAUUUGUCCCUUCGCAGCCUAACGUCACUAACUCGUUAGUUCCAGCUGUGCCGCCGGCAGCCCCGGUUCAGAAGUUUAACUGUCAGGUCGAGGGAUGUACUCGAACGUACAACUCUUCGCAGAGCAUUGGCAAACACAUGAAGGCAGCACACCCUGACCACUAUGCCGCUUUUAAGUUGCAGCGUAAGAACAAGAAGCCCCGGAAGUCCAGCGGUCUGCAGCACGUGCCCAGCGAUGGGAAGGUCGUCUACCUCGCGCUGCCCCAAGUGGGCAACCCCAGCGCCGCUGCUUUUGCUGCGCAGAACAAACCCAAUUUGAAUCCUGCCUGUUCCAGUCAAGUGCAACACGUCUCAAGUACGCUCUUCCCAACCCACCUAGAAAAUGUGGCCAAUCCUCUGUUGCCUGCCGUAGAAAGUGUCAUAAAUCCAGGUUUGUCUACUCGUAUUAAAAGUGAGCCCGAGAGUGUUUUAUGUUCACAGAUGGAAAAUCUGUCUGGCACAACUUUACCUUCUCAGUUGGAUGACCUGGCAAAAACAGUUAUGCCUCUGAAUAUUGAUGGCAAUUCAGACCCUUUUCUUCCUUUGCCCGCAGAAAAUGGCCCACUGUCUCUCUUUCCUUCCUCAGCAGAGAAUCCCCCUAAUUCAGUCUUCUCACAAGUGGAAAAUAACACAAAUAACUUUUCAUCACAAUUAGAAGGGAACACUAGUUCUGCUUUCCCAAAAGAGGAAACUGUUGAUCAACUGUUUCCCUCACGGUUGAGUACUGAAAAUAACUUCAGUGAAACUAGUUCUCAACAUCCAGCUUCAGACAAGAUGAAAAAGGAUCAUUGCCGGGGCCCAAAUGGGAAAGAAAGAAAACCAAAGCAUAACAAGCGGGCAAAGUGGCCAGCAAUAAUUCGGGAUGGCAAAUUUAUCUGUAGCAGGUGUUUCAGAGUUUUUACUAAUCCUAGAUCCCUUGGUGGUCACUUAUCUAAGAGGUCUUACUGUAAGCCUCUUGAUGGAUCAGAAAUUUCUCCAGAAGCUUUGCAGGCUAAUGGACAAUCUUUGCUUGCCAGUAUGAUUCUUUCCUCAAACUCAUUACACUUGCAUCAACCCCAGGAGUCUGCUUUCAAUCCAGAGAUGUAUUUUAAAGAUCCAUCAUUCCUCCAGUUACUUGCAGCUGAAAAUCGUUCCACAGCCUUACUGCAGACUAUGUUUCCACGGGUCAGCAUGACUAACUUUAAUAGCAGUGGGAACGAGGAAGGAAAUCAAAUUAUAAAGCAAGCCUUGGAAACCGCAGGGAUCCCCAGUACCUUUGAUAACCCAGAAGUACUUCCACACGUAGUUACGAGUCGCGUCACUGGUACCGCUCCGAUAAGUGCAGCUCUUCUUCCCAACUCAACCACGUCCCCCCUCCUGCAGACAGUCUGUAACCCCAGUGCCCUGCUAACAGACCAAAACAGGAUCCUCAAUGCCAAAAUUCCUCCAAUAAAUGAAUGCAAAAGUUUGCCUGUUUUUGCAACAGAGGACUUAAUGCUAAAGACUAUUGAAAACGGCCUGUGCCCUGGCUCGUUUUCUAACGCUCUAGCAGCUGCACAAAACUUCGCAGGGAGCAGUUCACGAGUUUCAGUUAUAAGUAGUCCCCAAAAUUCAGGAUCGAGUGACUUGAAUAAGAAGGGAACCAGUGCUUCAAAGAGGAAGAGAAAAGCAACUACACCCUUGCUUGCACCCAAUACACCACAAAAAAUUGCAGUAAAUAAUGCACCGAUGAUGGGACUUGUAAUGAAAAGCACCGAAGGAAACAUGCAAAUGCAGGGAGAAAGUUUUCAGGCCAACUUGCUGGCAAAUUGUGGCUCUCAAGCGGUGGUGGAAAAUCUUACGCAGAAACUCAAUAAUGUUGACAAUCAGUUAUUUAUGGCCAGUAUCAAAGAGAACUUCAAAACAAAUCUGGAAGCUCAUCCAAUGCUACCCCCUUUAACAGUAAAAACUGAAAAUGGGGAUUCCCAAAUGAUGCCUGUAACACCUUGCGUGCAAGCAAAUUUGGAGGAACAGAUUUCAGAAGACAAUGUCAUGCAGAACUUUGAAAAAACUCUGGAAAUUAUCAAGACUGCGAUGAAUUCCCAGAUACGUGAAGUGAAAACUGAAAUUCAGGAUACCAUUGCUGCUUCAGGACAGACCUUGCAAGUAAAUAACGCUCAGGCCUCCCUGGGAGAUUCGAUCCACAGUGUAAAACUACCCACUCCCACACCCUUUGCUGUGCACCCAGGGAGUGGCACUGCUGCAAAGAGUAGCUCUCCUCAGUCUGAACCAUCUCAAAAGGAUGACACUCAAAUGUUGGAAAUUCUGGAGGGCUUGCAAAAACUGAAACUAGAAAGUGAUCCACCCAUUCAGGUUUCUGAGACUAUUUCUCAUUACCCUCCAACAGUUAGGCUAGCACCAGCAAUUCCCGUUGUAUCGACUGAAAAUAAGCUCCUCGUCCAGAUGUCUUCAGAGGCAAAUAACAUUCAGUUUAGUGACAAAGUUAACAAGCCUUUUGUGUGCCAGAAUCCAGGCUGCAACUAUAGUGCGAUGACAAAAGACGCGUUGUUCAAACACUAUGGCAAGGUUCAUCAGUACACAGCCGAAAUGAUACUAGAAAUUAAGAAACACCAGCUGAAGUUUGCUCCCUUCAAAUGUGUUGUAACUACCUGUCCAAAAACAUUCACGAGAAACUCUAAUCUCCGCGCUCACUGUCAGCUCGUGCACCAUUUUACCACAGAGGAGAUGGUGAAAUUAAAAAUCAAAAGGCCUUAUGGCAGAAGACCUCAAAACGAAAUUAUAAACACGGCCCCGCAACCUGUCGAAGUCAAACCUUUGCAGACACUAAUGACAGAAAACAAAACUACAGCUCCAUUGGUCAGUGAAGCUCAGGUAAAAGAAGCUGUAGAGCCUGUGAAAGUCUUAGAGAAAAUUCUGCCCGAAAAUAAUAUUCCUGAAAGACUGGAAAAACCUCCUCAGGUGGUGUUUGUUCCACCAGAGCAACAAAAUGCAGCUUCCCUUGGUAGCACAGAGGAAGAAUCCCAAGUACACAAGGUUAGGAAAUACAGGAAGGAAAAAGAGGAGAGAAAACGUAGGAAGCCCAUAACAAAAUCUCUGGAGUUUCCCACCAGGUACAGCCCUUACAGACCCUAUCGGUGUGUCCAUCAGGGCUGCUUUGCGGCUUUUACGAUACAACAAAACCUAAUCCUUCAUUACCAAGCUGUGCACAAAUCAGACCUCCCUGCCUUCUCUGCUGAAGUGGAGGAGGAGAAUGAGCCAGGCAAAGAAGAACAAGAAGAGGUAGAAACCAAACCCGCUGUCAGAGAGUUCAGGUGUGAGGUGAAUGACUGCUCUCGCAUCUUCCAGGAAGUUACCAGCUUGCUACAGCAUUAUAUGAAGCUCCAUAACAUGACCGCAGAGCAGAUUGGAAACAUGAAAUCAGCUCCAGAGGUGGGAAGGUUUUUUUGUGAUCAGUCUCAGUGCAAGUCUUCAUUUACAACGUAUCUUAGCUAUGUCCUACAUCUCGAGACUGAUCACAGCGUUAAGGUAAAGCCAAGCAAAGUAGAAGACGACGGUGUGUUCAGGUGCGACUGCGAAGGCUGUGACCGGAUUUACGCUACUAGGUCUAACCUCUUGAGGCAUAUAUUUAACAAACAUAAUGACAAACACAAAGAUCAUCUAAUAAGACCCAGGAGACUGACACCCGGUCAGGAAAACAUCUCAAGCAAAGCGAAUCAGGAGAAACCGCUGAAGUCCAAACAGAGAGGACUGAAAAACAGAUCAGGAAAAGAAGGUAACAGACUGGCAAUGAAAACAAAGCGAAAGAAAAACGUGAACUUGGAAACCAAAAACUCAAAAACAAUGCCAGUUCCAGAAAACAAGGCUUACUCCCUGAAAUGUGGCAAGCACGUGUACACCAUCAAGGCUAGGAACGAUGCCUUGUCAGAAUGUACCAGCAGGUUCAUCACUCAGUAUCCCUGUAUGAUCAAGGGAUGUUCCUCCGUAGUUACCAGCGAAAGCAACAUCAUAAGGCAUUACAAAUGUCACAAGCUGUCCAAAGCAUUCACCUCCCAACACAGGAAUCUUCUUAUUGUAUCUAAAAAGCACUCUGUCCCAGAAGUAAAGGAAGCCUCUUGCGAGCAAGAGGAGACUGAUAAAACAAGUGACAUGACAGAGCCUGAACCAAGUUUGACUGUGAGCAAUAAUGACCCAAGCACACCUACGUUACCGCAAAAGGAAAGUGAGAAAGGUGAGAAGGACGAAGUGGAUGAACUGACAGAACUGUUCAUAACUAAACUCAUAAAUGAGGAUUGCUCGAGUGCUGAAAGUCAAGCAAAAGUUUCUUCCGAUGUAAAUAGUGACUUGCAGGAGACCAGCUCGUGCCCCUUAGAAAAGCAAAAACCAAACAAUUUAAAAAGAGCAAACAAAGAAAAAAAUGUCUCUCAGAAUAAGAGGAGGAGAGCUGAAAAAGCAGAGGAAGCACUGCCUGCUGAGGUGAGUAGCGUGCCCAGGGAGGAAGAGACUGCCGUCGCCAUUCAAACAGCUGAAGAGCAGCCUGCCGCUUUCGACUGGAGCUCAUUUAAGCCGAUGGGUUUUGAAGUGUCAUUCCUCAAGUUCCUUGAAGAGUCUGCUGUGAAGCAAAAGAAGAACAGUGAAAGAGACUACCACAGCAGUGGCACCAAAAAAGGAUCCCAUGCAAACUCCCGAAAGCCGAGCGAGAAGACGCCCGUACCAGCUAGCAACGUCACCUGGUCGUGCUCCGAGACGGAAACCCUUGUCCCGUUUGCCAACCCAUCGCAGCUUCCGUGUGGCGCCAACGUCAAGAUCGUUUUAGACCAGACUUUCAAAGACUGCACCGAGCGUGCGCUCAAGCAGCUGCAGGAGAUGAAACCUAUCGUCAGUUUGAGAAAGCUCGAAGGACGCUGGGAAGAUAAUCCAGAGGUUACGGCUGCAAAAGUUACUGUUGUGGGUACCAAGGAAAGGGAGAAAAAAUACUGACUGCCUAAUGUGUUUAACUAUGACCUUUAAUAAAGUUUAUUUUGACUAGGAAGCCAUCAAGCAUGCUAGUAUCUGUGGAGCUCUUUUUAAUUUCCAAGUGGUUUAAUCUAGCAAAAAACAUGACACGAGUCAUGUAAAUGUCUUAUUUGUUUUCAUCCCUAUGGGACUUGAAGAACAGAGUAAUCGCUUCAGUUUUGUAAAUACUUGAUCAAAAACCUCAACUUUCUAUCGGACACUGUCCUUCCCAUGAACGAGAUCUUUGUGAGUCGUCCGUGAUUGGUACCUUUCACCAGGUCACUGCUCGUGUAUAACGGUUCUCUUUAUUUGUAAGAUACUUUUGGUUCGGG
This is a messenger RNA of Dryobates pubescens (Downy woodpecker), 8378 nucleotides long. It is a transcript of the gene ZNF292, whose product is annotated as zinc finger protein 292. The record is from RefSeq and is a predicted model, not a curated record. Gene Ontology annotation, molecular function: DNA-binding transcription factor activity, RNA polymerase II-specific; DNA binding. Gene Ontology annotation, cellular component: nucleus. Bases 253 to 8031 code for a protein of 2592 amino acids. NCBI's taxonomy places the organism in Eukaryota, Metazoa, Chordata, Aves, Piciformes, Picidae. The transcript is spliced from 7 exons. Gene Ontology annotation, biological process: regulation of transcription by RNA polymerase II.